Messenger RNA from Rotaria socialis, 900 nucleotides. NCBI's taxonomy places the organism in Eukaryota, Metazoa, Rotifera, Eurotatoria, Philodinida, Philodinidae. The record is from the annotation of a GenBank genome assembly.
AUGUCAUGGCGUCUGGCAUUUCAUUCAACGAAAUUAUUAUUUUCAUAUACGGUUCCAUUUAAAAUGAAAUUAUUUCGAGAUUCAAUUAUCACUGGUGAUGUAACAAAACUACGGGAAUUAUCUGAUGGAAGACCCAGAUUAUUACAGCAAUCUAUUGAUGCCGAUGGCAAUACAGCUUUAGGUUUGGCUUUGCUGUUGGGUGAAGUCGAUAUUGUUAGAACUUUACUUCAACUCGGAAGUGAUGCAAAUGUUGCAAAUGCAUUUGAUGGGAAUCAUCCAUUGGUUAUUUUGGCUAAAUUACGUGUUGAAGAAAAUUCUAAAACACCGUUAUUAGCCGAACUUUUACUUGAUGCAGGAUCAGAUCCAUUACAUGAAGUACGUUAUCAAGUUGACAAUGCCAAGCGUCUUGAUGCAACGCAAACACCAUCAUUUCAUGAAACACCUUUACUUUGUUGUAUUCGUUUUCAAAAUGAAAUUCUUCUUCGAAAAAUGAUCGAAAAAGAAAUUAAUAUAAAUUCACUCAAUCCUGAAACGGGUACGAGCCCAUUGAUGUUAGCGGCAGCACUUGGCUAUCUUAAUAUUUGUAAUAUUCUAAUUGAUGCUGGCGCAGAGGUCAAUGCCAGUGAUCAUACAGGUAAUACACCAUUGCAUUUGGCAGUUCAAGGUUAUGGUGAUAAGGUUCCUGUCGUAAAACUAUUAAUUCUACGUGGUGCUGAUAUUAAUGCAACUAAUGAAGAUGGAUUUACUCCAGCAAUGAUUGCAAAAAAUAUGGACAAUGAUGAAUGCUGCAAAUUAUUAGAAUCAAAAAUCAAUGAUCCAGUAGAACCACCACCUCAAUAUCCAGAACCUACAAAUACGACAGUUGAAAAUGCAGACGAAAAUAUUUUCGACUUAACAUAG